UCGCUGGGGGGAGGGGAGCAGGGCAAGUGCCUGCAAGCGACUGUGUCCGCUUGCUCGCCUGCCCUUGUGCCACCAGACGGAAAAGGCAGGCGGCCCGACCAAACAACCGGUGCAGUGCUCCUAACCGCCAGGCCAUCUCCCGAAGAGCAUGAGUAGGGUCCAGCUGAAGCGAUCUGCGAUCCUCAAGAUGGCCCUCAGCGGCUCCUCGGACCCGUUGCUACAGCAGCAGCAUCCGGAAAAUGAGGACAGCGGCGGCAAGCAGCCCCCGUUCCUGUUUAGGGCCCUUCGAAUCGCCACGGUGGUCUCUCUUUACUGGUUCGUUUCCAUCACCAUGGUCUUCCUCAACAAGUACCUGCUGGGCAGCCCUUCGUUGCACUUCGAAGCCCCGCUCUUUGUCACCUUCUACCAGUGUCUUGUCACCGUCCUCAUCUGCAAGAUCAUGAGCCUCUUAGCCUCUUGUUGCCCGGCAGGCUACCUGGACUUCCCCUCUUUCCGCAUGGACCUCAAGGUGUCUCGCAGUGUCCUGCCUCUCUCUGUGGUCUUCAUUGGUAUGAUCACCUUCAACAACCUGUGCCUCAAGUUUGUCGAUGUGGCCUUCUACAACGUGGGACGCUCCCUCACCACUGUCUUCAAUGUGCUGCUCUCUUACGUGCUCCUAAAGCAAACCACUUCUCUGUACGCCCUUUUGGCCUGUGGAGUAAUCAUAGGUGGCUUCUGGCUCGGUAUAGACCAGGAAGAAGCUGAAGGCACGUUGUCAUGGGCUGGCAUAGUUUUCGGGAUCCUGGCCAGCCUCUGCGUCUCGCUCAAUGCUAUUUACACUAAAAAAGUGCUGCCUGCCGUGGAUAGCAGCAUCUGGCGCCUGACAUACUAUAACAAUAUCAAUGCCUGUGCCUUGUUCUUGCCCCUCAUGUUGCUCUUUGGCGAGUUCCAUACACUCUAUCACUUUGACAAAUUGGGGAGCCUCACCUUCUGGGGCAUGAUGACCCUGAGUGGGGUGUUUGGCUUCGCUAUUGGCUAUGUGACAGGACUUCAGAUCAAAUUUACCAGCCCUCUCACACAUAAUGUCUCUGGGACUGCAAAAGCAUGUGCUCAGACAGUGCUAGCUGUCUGCUACUUUGAAGAAACCAAGAGCUUCUUGUGGUGGACUAGUAACAUGAUGGUUCUAGGUGGCUCCUUUGCCUACACAUGGGUGAAAGGGCUGGAGAUGAAGAAGGUGCAGGAGGAACCUUUUCCUAAAGCAAAUGAGAAAAAUGAGACUGGUGUCUAAGCUCCCCCCAGCCUGCACCACACUAUGUGCACUUAUAGCCUGCGUGCGUACAUGCAGUGGAGCUUGACUGGGAAGAGAGCCAGGGCGUGGAGCCCACUAGGCAGGAAAUGCAAGGAUGUGGGAGAGGGAAGUUGGCAGGUGAGCCAAAGUCCCCUGCACAUACAGAGUGUUCGGUAAUCAUGGUAAAGGGGAAAAGGGUUAAAUUUUCACAAGCUGUUUCCAAUGAAGAAGGUGUCAUAUGUUGGUGAUGGGACUGGUGAGCUCAGAUGAUGGCCUUUUGGUCAAUAUGGCACUCCUGAAAAUAGCUGCUGUCAUUGGUAGCUGCUUUCUGCACCAUGCUUUUCCCUGAUAAAAGGACGGUAUGGGUUCUGUUAAAAAGUCAAUGAAAGAAGGCUUGGAAGAAAUCAGACUAGAGGGAUCCUGGCUCUGCUUGACCCAAGAGGAGUAGGCUGUCUGUGAAGGUGCAUCUCUCAUCCAAUUUUGUCUUCCCACAAAACACACCUGGCAGUGUGGUGUGUUGGCUGAAUGGGGAGGCUUAUGCUGAGAACUAGUCUCUUGUUCAGGUAAGGACAUCCAAGGUUGGUUAUUAACCCCGUCUGCCCCCCUGGGGCAAAUCUGUACCAAGAACUAUGAGGGCAAAGGCCUUCCAAUAGCAAGCAUAAAUAAUCUGGAGACACUGAAAUAUAGUGAGGGUUGUGAAGCAUUCCUGCCAAUCCCCUUUGUCCAGCAAGUUAAUUUCUAAUGACAGGGUCCAUGCCUCAGGGCUGCCUCACUAGAAAGGGAGUUUGAUAUGUGAAAGGGGGCACUGAAAGGGCUAUGGCCUGGCUUCCUCUCCUUUACUGAGUGUGGGCUUCAGGAGCCCAAAUAGCAUUGGAAUGUUUUAAUGCCACUUGCUUUGUUGCCUUUUUCUCUUGAUCUGUGGGCCUCCUCCCUGUCUCACUCCUGAUUUUGUACUAGGAAAUUAAUCUUCCACCGUGGAUCUUUGAUUGUUAAACUUAUUUAAUAAAAGUGUGGAUCCAUAUUUUUUGGAGUGGUUUGCUCUGCAGAAAUGGUGGGAAGCCAAACAGAGGGCCCUGGUGCUUAUUGGAGGAUGUUAUGGUGAACUGGAUAAAGAGUGAGAGGAGGCCAUGGAUAGCUCCAAGCAGAGGAUGUCGUGAAAACAAGAGCAGUUUUUAAGGCUUACUCAUUUCUAGACUGCUUCUGCUAGCACAUGUUCUGUUAAGGGUUGCCAGUGUGACACCUGCAGGCACCAGUUUCUUCUUUGGCACCCACAAAGAGUCUCAGUUAAUACCUGGUCAAAAAUCCACAAUGCACAAGAAACUGUUUGCCGUUCUUGGUGAAUUCCUGUUUGCCCUGGCUCAGCCUGUCCUAUACUGAACAUGACCCUUAAACAUGCCAACAUUUCUUUGGAUGCCAGGAUUGGACACACAUCCUUCCAUCUGUUUUGAACAGAAGAGAGAUGCAAAGAGCUGCUCUCUGUGAGCAAGUGUGGUGGUAGCUGAUGUAGGUCCAUUUUCCCAGUUGAUUGAGGAAGGGCACAUGCCUGCAUGUUUCUGUGGUCUUUUUUGUGUGUGUGUGCUCCUUUUGAUGUGUUAUGCUAUGCCCCAUGGCCCUGAAAGGCUGGCAACCCCUGGCAUACUAGGUGUUUACUGCAAGCUGGAGGCAGUUUGGAGCACAUGGAGAUGCAUCCUCCCAGACCAGUUUCAUCUACAUUAGGAGUGGGGAACCUGUGGCACUCCUAAUGUUGCUGGGCUACAACUACUGUCUUGUCCAUUAGUCAUUCUGGCUGGGGCUGAUGGGAAUUGGAGUCCAACAGUAUCUGGAGGACUGCAGGUUCUCCAGGCCUGAUCUACAUCAACAAUAUAUAAGAACGGGUAGUUAGAUGAACUGGGCAGCUAGUAUGAGAGCUCUUGUCCUUUUGGCACUCUCUCUCCCAAUAGCUGAAGAGGCUAAGUGUCCAGACUGAUUUGUUUCUUCUGCAUUAAAAUUGCACAAGAUUUUAAUUCCUAAUCUUUGCUAUAAUAAAUACAAAAACAGUUA
Molecule: messenger RNA, 3307 nt
Organism: Rhineura floridana
Lineage: Eukaryota; Metazoa; Chordata; Lepidosauria; Squamata; Rhineuridae
Gene: SLC35C1
Product: solute carrier family 35 member C1
Exons: 3
Coding region: 149-1267 (372 amino acids)
Biological process (GO): GDP-fucose import into Golgi lumen; protein O-linked glycosylation via fucose
Cellular component (GO): Golgi apparatus
Molecular function (GO): antiporter activity
Source: RefSeq, a predicted model, not a curated record